GGUAACUAUAUAAGGACAUGCAGCCCCGCUUUGGUCGAAAUAACAUUGAAUUUUCAGAAUCACUAUCAUGCCAGUAUACAGGUUUGAAGGCGAUGUAAACAUAAACUGUGUUUACUCUCCUGGAACAUGGCUUAUUAAUCGAGACAAUCUAUAUUUGACCAUAGAGGUUUUUGGAAUAAUCAAAAGAACACGUUUGCUCAACGCUAUUUUUCCACUUCUCAUCCACGAAAAGUUUUCAUUCGAUAAGACUUUUUAUACUGCUCUUUCUGCCUGCAACGUGGUGGAUAGAUUAGAAGAUUACACUGUAACAAUUGAAAUAAGACAAAUUGCAGAUGUUUAUCUUGGAGGAACACUUUUAGCAUAUUACUCGACAAAUGCCAAGGAAUUUUUCUCACCAUGUUCAAAAAUGUGUUUGAGAACUAUUCCUAAGAGAGAUUUGCUGAUGCUUAAGACGAUUGAUUUCCCAGGUGUUUCCCCGAGACUAGAAUAUUCUGUUAGUUCUGCUAUCAAAUGUCACCCAGCUUCGUGUUAUUGCACUUGCUGUUAUUCCUCUCCACAGUGCUGCUGUUACGAUCCAUGCCUUUACAAGCCAAUGACACCGACACCAAGUUAUCAUCGAGCCACAGUUAACAGUGCUUUGAGAUGCCGUUAUCCUGAAUCUGAUGGGUCUAAAUACACUAUAGCAUCUGAUACUGCUAGUCAUAUAGCGAAGUCACAAAGUGCUUCAAGAACCUCUAGAAGCCCAAAGAGAAGACCCAACGUGAAUGGACCAUAUUCGUAUAGAUCUCAAUGUCGACCGAGAUCAUUAUCUGCGCGUGGUUAUCAAAAUUACAAUGAAAUUUCGCCUAUUAAUUCAUUAUCUACAUGGGAUCUUCGUGAACGAACAAUUCGAGAUGCACAAGAUCGCAGUGAUCGUUAUUGGCAUUUGUAUAGAUUUUGGCAAAAUGAAUAUGAUAGAUUACGUUUACAUAGAUGUUAAAGUAAAAACAAGAUGAUUGGAUUAAUUGGGUUCUUCCUUAAAGAAAAACUUUUAAUGUAGAUUACUAUUACUUUUACUAUUGGAACUUGAAUCUAUUCUCUUUCACAGCAUUAUCCAUUUAGAUAGAAUUACAUUAUUUUAUAUGUAUACUAUUGGUCUGUAUAAUACUUGUACAAGGUACUUGUCAGGAACAAAAACACAUAGAAAAACAAAUGUUCAUUUUGUUUUUCUUUUUAGUUCUACAGAUUAUAAUUGAAAUAAUUGAUAACAAUUUUGAUGACAUAUAUACUACUUAAUUUUUAUUUAGAUCUACAAUAGAUUUUUUUAGUAUUAAUUAUUAUACUACUGAUUAUACUGAUUACUUAUAAAAGAAGAGUGUGAACACUUUAUUAUUAUUAUUAUUGUAUUUUUUUAAAAAAAAGAAACAUUCUUUUACAUCUUUAUUUUCUAUAUUCUAUAAACAUAUCUAUACACCAUUUUAUUAAUAUAAUGUGCCUUAAAUUCAAAUCAUAGAACUGAUGAAUAGAUAUACUACUGAAAUACAUCUAUCUAGUAAAUUCAACGAAGAAAACAACGGAAUAGAAGUAUUAUAUUAAGAUUUAUAAAAAAAUUAUCUUCUAUACAAUAAUAACAACAAAAUGAAGACCAGAUUUUGAAUUAUCUAGUUCAUAUUUAAAAUAAUCUAUGGUAUUUUUAUCCUUAUUUUCUUUCGAUUUCAUAAUGAUACUGUUUACUACUUAUUAUAUGAUAUUUCAGUAGUAUAAAAUUACAAACUAAAAAUGUUUCUAUGGAUAUAUAUUUAAUUUUUGAAUGUAUGAAUUAGUAAUGUUUUAAUUAUGAAAUUAGUGUAAUAAUAAUAAUAAUGAAAUAUAAAG
Schistosoma rodhaini is the source of this 1854-nucleotide messenger RNA. Lineage: Eukaryota; Metazoa; Platyhelminthes; Trematoda; Strigeidida; Schistosomatidae. The record is from the annotation of a GenBank genome assembly.